Molecule: messenger RNA, 162 nt
Organism: Ilex paraguariensis (yerba mate)
Lineage: Eukaryota; Viridiplantae; Streptophyta; Magnoliopsida; Aquifoliales; Aquifoliaceae
Source: the annotation of a GenBank genome assembly
AUUCUUAUCCCUUUCCGAUUUAUUGGGUCACCUCCAUCUCUCAAGAUGCCAUUCCUUCAGAAAUCUCCCCAGCAUGUGGUCUCGAUGAUGAUUGCAACAAUCGAAAUUGAGAGGACCCAGUUGGCCCAAGCACUGGUGAAAGGCGUAAGCAAACCGUCAAAG